Messenger RNA from Fusarium proliferatum ET1, 633 nucleotides. RefSeq lists its product as uncharacterized. NCBI's taxonomy places the organism in Eukaryota, Fungi, Ascomycota, Sordariomycetes, Hypocreales, Nectriaceae. The transcript is spliced from 3 exons. The coding region runs from base 1 to 633 and encodes 210 amino acids. The record is from RefSeq and is a predicted model, not a curated record.
AUGUAUGAAGUUGGGGAACAUCGGAUAUGCCGGUGUGUGAAGACGGGGGUCAUAAUCGACUCCAGCAGUCACAUCGGCGCUGUUGUAAAGCUUCCAGGGGAUGAGUGGAUAUACAAUGACAACACUUUUGUUUGGCAGGAUGACGGGACUGGCACAGUGAAGAUGCCAGAUGGAUAUAAAGAAGACUUUCAUUCGGUCUCUUUUGAAGAGGGCCUAGCCUACUGUUUCUCCCGAUUCGCUGCCAACCCAGAAGUACUUACCCUAUUUCGUUUUACGAAUAAGCACGGGAAACGCUACAAAGGGGGCUACAUAAAGUGGGUCAUCGACGAAAACUGCCCGCGUCCUAGAGAAAGUCCCUCCAAAACUUACCUCAUGCUCAAGGACUGGAAGCGCGAUCCAAGCCCUCAGCGCAUUGUAUGGCGAGAGGGUAGAUCAGAAUACCAGGAUAUAAAAGGCACGCCGGAUACUAACACUCAGUGCUGGCUCGCGGUUGAAGCCUUUGUGAAGAAAUGGGAUGCUACGACACUAUGGGGCAUGGAUCAUUGUGACUUUGUUCAUCGGCAGAUCUGGGAUAACUUGGUUGAGCAUCAUGGCUUUCCUGUGUUGAAACGGGGAUACCUCCCCGACUCAUGA